AUGCCUGAACCCCUCGCUGCCGCAAUGCCCAGGAGCAGAAAGACACUCCCUAAGCGGCCUCGGGUGGUAGACACCAACAAUUGUCUCCUCGAAAUGUGCAACCAUGUCAUUCCCCAUCCUAUCACCCACAAUCCCAUCUUCCUCAGGACGAAAGCCAUCCACUCCAGCAGCUAUGUAUGCACGCCGUACCGCUACGUUCCUCAGGUGCCGCAAGAGCUCAUUGACACCAUAAUCGACUAUAUCGACGACAUGGCUACUCUCAAGGCAUGUUCACUUGUCUGCUGGGCUUUUGUCCCUGCGAGUCGGACCCACAUCUUCCACACUGUAUGUCUCGAAAUGCUUCACGACGCUCCUGCCAAGUUCUUCGCUAUAUUGGCCCGCAACCCACAUCUUGAGGUCUACAUACGAGACUUGACCAUCUACCGCGAUUGUGGUACCGACUUAUGGAUGAAACCAGGCAGCCCUCUUCCUGCCAUAUUGUCCAUGCUCAAUCAUGUCGAGCGCUUCAGCCUUCUCGGCUGCUGGGGCGACUGGAAAGACAUCCCCCGCCAUUUCGCCAAUGCCAUUCACCGUGUCAUCUCAUUGCGUACUCUCGACCGUCUUCACCUACUCACCGCCUCCAACGUGCCUCCUGCUGUUCUCAACAGUGCCCUGUCUGUCCGUGUCCUCUCAAUGUUCCACGUUAGUGUGGACUCGAAGCAGAAUGUCAAAAGAUCGCUGCGGCUUCCUCAUAUCCGGGACUCGUCGUCGUCUUCGUCCCCCGAAUUCCUCAAUCUUUCGGUCGACAGCAAGGUCGGCACUAUCUUGGAGUACAUGCGUGCUCCUGGCUCAGCUUACUUCGCAAAUGUUCGGCGUUUGGCAAUAAACCCGAUUCCGAAUAGUCCGAAUAGCGCUGGCAACUUUGCGAAGGUACUUAGUUCAGUUGAAACUACUUUGGAGCGGCUGGACGUGCAGAUUCAUGAAUCGCAUUACGAGCCGUUUGACACUUCCAAACUCAACAUGAUGCGGGCCCUUCAAUUACAUAUCAUCAAGAAGGGCGUCAACACAAUUCCCGAGCUCCUGGUACCAUUCGUAGCCCGACUUCGGGCCAUGAAUCCACGCCUCCAGUCUCUGACCAUCGUCAUCCACCUUCCUUUCGAGGCAGUCGAUGCCGGACUCGACUAUCCUUGCGUCGAUCGUCUGAAGGCUAUUGAUUUCCAUCUGUCCGACGAAGCCACUGGCUUCACGGAACUCAAAGAAGUCCUUUUCAAAAUCGUAGCUGAGGCAAGCCCACCGACGCUCUUGCUCAACUAUCCCUCCUUUGUCAGCGAUCAUCUUCCUCGGACAAGGGCCCGAGGAAUACUGAAAGUGGAGGAGGGCACGCGGGUCCGCGACAUGGCCGUCAUGCCAUUGUUACCUUACACGGGUGUCUGGCCACAUCGCUCCAAGAAAAACGACACGCAGAAUUCAACAUCGCGAUAG
This is a messenger RNA of Mycena indigotica, 1461 nucleotides long. RefSeq lists its product as uncharacterized. The record is from RefSeq and is a predicted model, not a curated record. The transcript has 4 exons. The coding region runs from base 1 to 1461 and encodes 486 amino acids. NCBI's taxonomy places the organism in Eukaryota, Fungi, Basidiomycota, Agaricomycetes, Agaricales, Mycenaceae.